Molecule: messenger RNA, 1012 nt
Organism: Anas platyrhynchos (mallard)
Lineage: Eukaryota; Metazoa; Chordata; Aves; Anseriformes; Anatidae
Gene: NOPCHAP1
Product: NOP protein chaperone 1
Biological process (GO): box C/D snoRNP assembly
Molecular function (GO): box C/D methylation guide snoRNP complex binding
Source: RefSeq, a predicted model, not a curated record
UUGAGGCACCCCCCCCCCCCGGAGCCCGCCAGGGGUCGCUGCGGGGCUUUCCCCGGCCGCCAUUUUCCGGCCGGGUGCGCGCAUGGCGGCGGCACCGGGCGCCUCCCGGGAGCUGCUGGCCGCGGGGCGCCGCCCAGGGCUAGAAGAGACAUUACUGAUUAGUUCAAAACAUAGCAGCAAGAAGGCCACAACUUUACAGACGGUUAGGAUGCCGAGGAGUAAUGUUUUGGACAGAGUACAGAGCUUUUUACCACAGAUGGCACAUGCAAAUGAUGAGCUAAGAAGAAAAAUGGUAACAGCACCAGCUCAUCAAUUUGAUAUUGAAAAUCUAGACGGCGCCACAGAAAAAGUUAUAGAAAUGAAUGUGGCUGUAGUUGAACUGAGUGGUUCCGAUACAGAUGAAGAGAUACUAACUUCAGAAGAUGACUCAGAAUCUGAAGAUGACUGUACAACUGAUGAAGUGACAAUACACAAUAUUAAGUUUCCUAAACAAAAGGAAGAAAAGGGCAAAAUAGAAAUUUUGGACAGCAAAGAGAAUGAGUAAAUCCAUUUUUAUUUUUUUUUAAAGAAAAACAAACAAACCAACUAUGUUUUCUUUGACAAUUUGGCCCUUAAAACUACCUUGUUUCCCAGUGUGACACUUCCCAGGAUCACAUAAAAUGCUUUAGUUUGCACAGAGGAGAAUUCAGGAUCUACUCAUGGCUCUGAGGCAAGCUGCAUCUCUGAAGAUUAAGUACUGUCUUAUUCAUCAAACAAAAUGGAAAUUCCAAGCUUCAUCAUGAGGUUAGACAAAGUGGCUAGAAUCUGGGGCACUUGAACAGGAAGGCAUGCUGCAGAGCUAGUUAAGAACUGUUGCUUUGUUGAAUAAAGAUUCUUGUACUGUACUUAAAAUAAAUAUUUGCUUCCAGGGGAGGAAAGAGGUAACUAGGAGAAAAAUAUAUUUUUUUUAUAUGGUGUCCUGUGAAAUGUUAUGUACCAUGUCUUCAAUAUUAAACAUUACCUUGAAGUACAA